This is a messenger RNA of Aedes aegypti (yellow fever mosquito), 1837 nucleotides long. Its product is annotated as protein Hook homolog 3-like. The transcript has 5 exons. The record is from RefSeq and is a predicted model, not a curated record. Bases 89 to 1738 code for a protein of 549 amino acids. Lineage: Eukaryota; Metazoa; Arthropoda; Insecta; Diptera; Culicidae.
UUUAAUAUAAAUCUUAGAGCUGAAGACCACCAAGGAGAUCAUCUCAAAGAUAGACUCGGGUGUGGCGAAGAAGUCUUCCGUCCUGACGAUGAUCAAGUCCCGCCAACCGAGUACACUAUCGCGGACAUCCAGCAGGCAAAGUAGCGUGAACCUUUUGGACCGGAGAGCGUCCAGCACCAGUGCCAACAAACCACGACCGGCAACUUCGUUCAUAUCGACUCGGGUAUCGCAAUCGUCCAAUCCGAACAUCGCCGUUGACGACAAGCUUCAGCUGAGCGUCCACCAAUUGGGUAAGCUGCCGGCCUAUCUGCGCAACAGGCGUCCGGCGUCGGCGAUCGGUAAGCUAGAACGGAGUGAAUCCUCCACCAGUCGAAAGUUGGACAAACCGAAGGAGGAACCGUUUCGGUUCAGCCCGGUUUAUGCCGUAGCGAAAGACCUGCUGGAAGGACCGGGUAAAGUUUCUGCGAAGCCAUACAAGGAGCCAGAUGCGAAUCUUGAUGAUUCGGGAAUACAGCUCUGUGGUCCUCCGUGUGAGGGACAAGGUUCCGGAGAUGCGGCUCUCCAAGAAGCGGUUCUAUUGGCAAGGGACCUUGACUUGAAGGAAUUGGUAGGGAAGACCCGUCAGCUGAGCGAUGCAUGCGAUCGCAAACAGGAAAGGAUCGUGCAGCUGGAGGCGGAAGUAGCUGCCCAGGGUAGGGCGGUUCAGGAACGGGAUGAAGAUAUUCAAAAGAUGAAAAGCGCCAUGAACAAGAUAAAAUCGCUAUCGAACAAUCGAGACACGGUCGCCCGGGAAGGCCUAUCGGAGCUGGAGCAGAGGCUUGACGGCUUACAGAAGGAACUAACCCUAAAGUGUAACGAUCUGAAUCGGUUCAAAGAUAAAAACUCCAAACUAAAGCAAAAACUAGCGGAAGCUAAGGCAACGGUUGAAGAACGAGACAACAGAAUAUUUGAACUGCUGGAGAAGGACGCUGCGCGAGUGGAGGAAAUCAAGGCAAUCAAAGAGCUCCGCGAGGAAUUAAAGCAACAACUGUCCACGCUACAAAACGAACUAUCUGCGAAGGACUCCCUAAUAGCCGAUCUCCGGUCCCAGGACCCCGUCAAGAUCGCCCAAACGGAACUGGAGGCCUAUCGGGUGGAAGUGGCGUCUCUGCAGCAGGAAGUCGAACAGCUUCGCUUCGAGAACCGAACGCUCAUCAGUGUGAAAAAGCAGGACGAUGUCAUACUCCAGAUCCGCACCAAGUUGCUCGAGAACAUUGAAAGAAACCGGGAUGCCUUUAGGGCCCAAUGCGAACGGAUGUGCCACAGUUGCAUCGAAGGAGACCGAGAGAAUGGUUGUUCCGGGCAAACAAUUUCACGGUCGCUGGAUGUUAUUUUCGAAGCUUUGGCUGAAAAUCAGUGGCAGCGCUAUGAGGGAGAUCAAAUUUUCAGUGAAGCGGACGAUGAAUGGAAUGGCAACGGGUUGAGCGACCAGCUACAGAAUAUGACAAAGGUUCUUGCAAAGGAAAACCAAGAAAUGCUAGAUUCUGUGAGGUUUAAAUGUGGUGAAGAAUUUCUGAACCAGAAACGUGAAAUUACUGUUGAAAACAGUAAGAGUGAUGACGUCGACCAAAUAAAUCCCGAGGAAACGAGAGAACAACACCAAGGAAGCAACAAACAUGACAACAGCGAAGAACAAAUUACGAGCAGGACUAUUUAUGAUAAUCAAAUUUCAUGUGAUGAGCCGCAGAAUAUGAGAUAAGUGGUGAGAUUAUAUUUUUCAUGGAAUAGUUAUCGGAAAACGCAUCUUAUUUUUUAUGAAUUGUGAAUGCCCUUUAAAUAUAUAAUGGAAGCAAAGUUU